AUGGCUGGGGAGGAACUUGCUAGAAUGUUACAGAUCAUCACACAAAAACUUGAUUCGUGGGCGAGACUAAAGAAAAAAAUGAGAGACAAAUGGGUGAGUAAAGAAUAUGAACAAGAGCAGUACCUUAAGCUAACCCAUCUUUCACAAGACAACAUGAGUGUAGAGGAGUAUGUGAAAGAAUUUGAGAAAUUGUGUUUGAUUUGUGAUUUGCAUGAGAAAGAAACCUUUAAAAUCGCAAGAUUUAUAAAGGGACUUUCUAAGGGAAUUGGCAGGAAGGUCGAGGUUACUCACUACUCUACUUUCAAUGAUGUUUGCAAAUUGGCCAUGAAAUACAAAAUGCAUUUGAAGGAAGAAAAGCCUAAGCCAUCCUUUGGCUUCAAGAAUCCUUUGAGAUUUAACUCUUCUUACACUAAGGGGAGUACUUUUCAACACAAACCAUCAUCCUCUAGUCCAAGUAAGUUUGACAAGGGGAAAGAAAAGGCUGUAGUUUCUCAAAAUGAAUAUGCUACAAGAAGAAAGUGUUUUAGAUGUCAUGGAAGGGGGCAUGUUGCAUCCAAAUGUCCUAGCAAAAAUGUUCUGACCGCAACUCAAUAUGCUUUAAUGGAUGAGGAAGAUAAACUCUAUCCCUUCAUUGCAAAUGAGGAUGAAUGUGAUAACUUUGACGAUGAGUAUGAUGAGGAUAUACCACCAGAAAAUGAGAGCAAUAUGAUUGGAGUUAUGAGGAGAAUCUUGUAUACUGAGCCUAAGGGUGACUUAAGGCAAAGAAACAAUCUGUUUCAUAAUAGAUGCAAGGGUCGAGACAAGACUUGUAAUGUUAUACUUGAUGGCGGUGCCCAAACAGAUGUGAUCUCAUCCGAAGCUGUGAGUAAGUUGAAGCUUCAAACCAGGGAUCAUAAUGAGCCUUAUAAGUUGAAUUGGUUGAAUGAUGGAACCGGGGUUCGAGUCAAGAAGCAAGCCUUGGUUGCCUACUCCAUAGGUGGGUUUGAAGAUGAAAGAUGGUGUGAUAUUCUUCCAAUGGAUGCAUGUCACUUACUUCUUGGGAGACCUUGGCAGUUUGACCAUGAUACGGAGCACAAAGGUAAAUCGAAUGUAUAUGUUGUAACUACCAAAGAAGGCAGAAAAGUUAGAUUGUUGCCUUUACCUCGCAAAGUUGCUAAGAAAGAAAAAGAGAAAAGCAACUUCCUUGUAACUUAUAAUGAAUUUGAAAAUUUAGUGGAAGAAAAUGGGGGUAGGUAUGCUUUGGUUAUAAGGGCCAAAGAAGAAAAGGGUACUUCUUGUGAUAACUCAUCAUCCUUUAAUGAGUUAUUAGAAGAGUACAAAGAUGUUUUUCCGAAUGACUUACCAAAAGGGCUUCCACCACUUAGAGGCAUUGAGCAUGCCAUCGAUUUGAUUCCGGGGGCAUCCUUACCCAACAAGGCAGCCUAUAGAUGCAAUCCGGAAGAAAGUAAGGAACUUCAAAGGCAAAUUGAUGAAUUAAUUCAAAGGGGCUAUGUGAGAGAGAGCAUGAGUCCAUGUGCCGUUUCCGCUCUCUUAGUACCAAAAAAAGAUGGUACUUGGAGAAUGUGUGUUGAUAGCCGUUCCAUAGACAAUAUCACAAUCAAAUAUAGAUUCUCUAUGCCUAGAUUGCAAGACAUGCUGGAUGAGUUCAGUGGUGCGUUAAUUUUUUCCAAAAUAGAUUUAAGGAGUGGAUACCACCAAAUGAAAAUUAGGGAAGGAGAUGAGUGGAAGACGGCCUUCAAAACAAAACAAGGGUUAUACGAGUGGUUAGUGAUGCCAUUCGGGCUGUGCAACGCCCUAAGCUCUUUUAUGAGAUUGAUGAACGAAGUUCUCCGUCCUUUUCUGAAUAAAUUUGUUGUAGUUUACUUAGAUGACAUUCUUGUAUAUAGUAAAAACAAUGAGGAGCAUUUAAUUCAUUUGAGGAUGUUGUUUGGUAGGUUGAGAGGGCAGAAGUUGUAUGGAAAGCUAGAAAAAUGUACUUUCAUGACUCCUAGUGUUGUAUUCCUAGGAUAUAUUGUAACAGGAGAGGGGGUGCAUGUAGAUCCCGAGAAGGUCAAGGCAAUCCAAUCUUGGUUGGCUCCGAAGAAUGUGAAUGAGAAUAGAAGCUUUCAUGGACUAGCAUCAUUCUAUAGGAGGUUCAUUCGAAACUUCUCAAUCAUCAUGGCUCCCAUCACCGAAUUGACAAAGAAAGGAGAGUUCGAGUGGAAUGAAGUUGCCCAAAGGGCCUUUGAGAAGGUAAAGUUUCAACUUUGCAAUGCUCUGGUUCUUAUAUUUCCUGAUUUUAACAAGGUGUUUGAAAUGGAGUGUGAUGCAAGCGGGAUUGGGAUUGGUGCGGUAUUGAUCCAAGAAAGAAAACUAGUGAGCUAUUUUAGUGAGAAACUGAUGCAAUAA
Ricinus communis (castor bean) is the source of this 2388-nucleotide messenger RNA. RefSeq lists its product as uncharacterized. Lineage: Eukaryota; Viridiplantae; Streptophyta; Magnoliopsida; Malpighiales; Euphorbiaceae. Gene Ontology annotation, molecular function: nucleic acid binding; zinc ion binding. Bases 1 to 2388 code for a protein of 795 amino acids. The record is from RefSeq and is a predicted model, not a curated record. The transcript has a single exon.